Messenger RNA from Protopolystoma xenopodis, 609 nucleotides. The record is from the annotation of a GenBank genome assembly. NCBI's taxonomy places the organism in Eukaryota, Metazoa, Platyhelminthes, Monogenea, Polystomatidea, Polystomatidae.
AUGUGUGCCGGUGCCAACCUGUGUGUGCUGAACGACCGGCCGAGUCCCGACCUCUCUCCUUCUUCCGGCUUCCACGUCAACGUGACUUGCUACUUUGGCCUUUUCACGUCUUACUGCACAUGCCUAAGCACUUCCAAGACCCGCUGCUGUCCGAAGUCGCAUCCAAACGACGUCGCCACCCACAUCGCCUCUUCUGCUAUCACUCUCUCUCUCUCUCUACAACAUAAAAUCUUGACCUCUGCCGGCUUUUUGACUUUCAGAAAAGUCUGGACAGUCAUGCUUCUCAGUCGGUCACCCAAAACUGAGGCUUGCCUCCGUUUCUCCGGUCGGUUCGAUCAUCUGCCCCACAGGCUCCGUGCCGUCCUCGCAAGGGGGGCAUGCUUUGUGUGCAUUUUUGGCACGGUCCCGGCGACUGGGUGUGAUUUGCCGGUUGACCGGAUGGCCCCGAGGCCAAUUCGUCAGCUGGCGGGACUCGGAGCCGUGCACCAUCGUCCCGUUUGGCCGCAACAAUUGGCCACUCAGCGCAGACCGAACGCUCCGACCGUCGGCGGCUACAAGUCACCUCUUCGUGCCUUUUGGAAGGACGCAUUUUCUACUCUUUCGCGAUGA